UUUGAUGCAACGUUGACGAGAGACCCCGAAGACCGUCUCCAUCUUUUCCUCUUCCCAUUUUUUCGUUCUCCAAAUAUUGAAAACUAUCAAAAGCUCAGAGAGAAAAGGAAGAACGGACAGAAACAAAAAUAGAAAAUGAUUCACUUUUAUUAUUAUUUUAAUAACAGUUAAGCAAAGCAAAGAGCUGAGUUUGAGUUUGAGUGUGAGUGUGAGUCCAAGGCAGAUGCAACGGGCAGCCGGCGGAAGCAGCGGCGGCGAAGUGAGUCGAGGAGGAGGCGGACUCGGGCGGUUCAGCUCCGCCCCAGCCGCAUGGUUAGAAGCGCUGCUUGAAGAGGACGAAGAGGACCCACUGAAGCCCACCCAGUGUUUGACUGAGCUUCUUGCUGACAACACACCUUGUACGACGGUGGAUCCAGCGUCGUAUGAGGCUGCAGAUGGGUAUCUUAGUCGACAGCAUAGCUCACCGGCUGAUUUUAGUGGCGGCGGCGGGUCGGGGGGAUAUUUCUCGGGGUUUGGAAUUCCGGCCCACCUCGACCUUGUGUCGUCGUCGUCGUUGUCCCCAAACAGCUCUUCUUCCUCUGCUAAUAAGAGGGUUCGGGAGCAGCACCACUUUUCCUCCGACUCACAUGUGAAAGUGGAGGAAGGUGGGUUGGAGGAUUCGGUGAGUUGCAGGGUGAGGGCCAAGCGUGGUUGUGCGACACAUCCCAGGAGCAUUGCUGAAAGGGUCCGGAGGACUAGGAUCAGUGACCGCAUAAGGAAGCUACAAGAGCUGGUGCCCAACAUGGAUAAGCAAACUAAUACUGCGGAUAUGUUAGAUGAGGCAGUGGAGUAUGUGAAGUUUCUUCAGAAGCAGAUUCAGGAACUUUCGGAGGAUCAGCGCAGGUGCAAAUGCAUAGCUAAAGAAUGAUCAGAAGGUACCAGAAAUGCCUCCUACUGUCCUACUGUUUAGUGUAAUUACUAGAUAUAUUAAUUUCAGCCAAGGUUCAUCAUGCUGGUGGCAUGUUGAUAACGAUUCCUAAGAGACUUACCUUGUAAUUCAAGAUACACCAUUUUCUAUGUUGCAUUCUUCUGCAAUAUAUAGAUGUAAGAGUGCCAUACCUAGAUUCCAUGAUUCCGCGCUUAGCUGCUUCCACUUGGAAAAGUUCAAUCGGUAUGAUUUUUGUUGUCGCUUCCAAGGAAACAGAUUAUUAUUGUAGUUGUACAUUAGAAUGGCAAGAUUUUUUUUAUUUUAUUUUGUUAUUAACACGCUUCAUUUAUGCAUCUGUAAUGUUUACUAUCGUGUAUCCGGAUGUUUACAUUCAUAAAGUUUUCUGUUCCGUGAUGGAGCUAUAUAAUUAGUAAAAUCGCUUGUGAAA
Molecule: messenger RNA, 1355 nt
Organism: Malus domestica (apple)
Lineage: Eukaryota; Viridiplantae; Streptophyta; Magnoliopsida; Rosales; Rosaceae
Product: transcription factor bHLH80-like
Biological process (GO): regulation of transcription by RNA polymerase II
Cellular component (GO): nucleus
Molecular function (GO): protein dimerization activity; DNA-binding transcription factor activity, RNA polymerase II-specific; RNA polymerase II cis-regulatory region sequence-specific DNA binding
Source: RefSeq, a predicted model, not a curated record